Messenger RNA from Camellia sinensis, 789 nucleotides. NCBI's taxonomy places the organism in Eukaryota, Viridiplantae, Streptophyta, Magnoliopsida, Ericales, Theaceae. The record is from RefSeq and is a predicted model, not a curated record.
AUGCGAUUAGAGCUUUUGAAGAAGUUGAAAGAGAUUGUAUAUCCGGGAAGCACUUUUCUUGUUGAGCCGGAGGUGAAGCCCAAAACACGUCCUCGGGAUCAUAAGAAGAUCAAUGUUUCUACCCGUCGUGACCCAUGUGCAUUUGAGUUAGUGCAAUCUGGACAUGAUUCCUUCUCACCUAGGGACACUCAAAUCACUACAUUAGCUUCUACUCUGCAAACCAAGAAGAAGCGACCUGUUAAGGGAAAGGAGAAGGUGAACCCGAAAGGGAAGGCAUACAUUACUAGAACAGUGAAACCUGGUGCAUAUGUUGAUGCUUUCCCUGCUGGGUUGAAACCAUACAUUAAGUUUGUCAAGGAUGUAGCUAGUACGCUUAUCUGUUAUGUAAUGGGAGCUGCUUCAAUUGGUCAUGCAGAAGAUGAUUGGGCUCAGGUUAGGCAUGAUCUGUUGGGUGAGCUGCACACACACAAAGAGGAAUACAUUACACUUUAUGGGUCCUACGAAAGGUUUCAAGAAUUGACAAGCAUAUUGUCAUACUUUGAAGACAGUACUGGAUACUUACAUUGGAUGAUUAUGCCAGACAUGGGGCAUCUUGUUGCAUCGUGCUACAAUAUUGUGUUAUACCACUUGUCAUUACAGCAAUGUCUCGCCUAUUUACCUCUUAAAACAGUGCCAGUACCUCAACUUGAUAGACGUGAGAUUGCCAUUGGGUUUGUCAACGGAAAUCAUUUCGUCCAGGUUUUGUUGCAACCAGACCAUCCAGUUCCUCCUAUAGCCACUGAUUGGUGA